Molecule: messenger RNA, 925 nt
Organism: Amyelois transitella
Lineage: Eukaryota; Metazoa; Arthropoda; Insecta; Lepidoptera; Pyralidae
Gene: Pmi
Product: transmembrane protein 11 homolog, mitochondrial
Exons: 3
Coding region: 86-607 (173 amino acids)
Biological process (GO): inner mitochondrial membrane organization
Cellular component (GO): mitochondrial inner membrane
Source: RefSeq, a predicted model, not a curated record
UAUAUUUAUAGUCUAUGAAACAAAGACCCCCUAUUCUCCUCACGGCACUACAUCACUUCUACCUCUAUUUUUGUCUAUAGCUAAGAUGGCAGGUGAUGAAAGUGACAGUGAACUCAAGCCAUCAAGUGUCGCAAUCAUUAGAGAAGUGUAUGACAGUGAAAAUGCUCAUAUCAAAUUUGAAAUGGAAUUGGAAAGAGCACUUGAGGCCGGCGUGAGUGUAAUUGUAAUAGAACCAGAGCCCCUUGGUGAAGAAACGGCUCGUUGGAUUUACGUUGGAAACCUCUUACAUAAAGUAUCUGUAUACAGUGGUCUCUGUAGCAUUGCUUCAGGGCUUGCCUGGAGUUCACUAGCAUGUGCUCCUUUUGGGAUAGUGUCAGUCCUGUGCGCUGGUUGUUACACAUUAUCAUGGCAGUGGGAUCCUUGUUGUAAAUAUCAAGAAGAAAAGAACCGCCAUCAACUCUCAAGGCUACCAUUAUUGAGUGAUCUCACAUCAUCACCUGUUGUACUAGUACACACAGAUAACAAAAGAAAAAUAAUUUUACAUAACACAGUGUCUUUAGCUGCUGCAGCCAUCUGUCUAUGGAGACUAUAUAAUACAUUUAAAUAGGUCUCGUAGCUUAUAAUUGUGUUUGGUAAGCUGAUAGUAAAAAUUCAGAUUGAUUGUAGGUAAUGUAAAAGAAAUAAUUCAUUGUUAUUUCUGUUUGUAACUAAACUGCUGUAAUUAGGUUGUAGGGAGCUGUAUAUGUGAAAAUAUAAUUAACUGUGUAGAAUUAGAAGAACAAGCCUGUACAAAGAAUAUUUCCUUAUAAAUAAUAUUUUUUUAGUUAUGGACUAAAGUAGGUUGUUAUCGUUAUGUUGAAAAUAUGCAAACAGUGAUAUAUGUCAGCACUGUUACAUACUGUGCAAUAAAAUAUUUAUAAAAACA